Messenger RNA from Spodoptera littoralis (African cotton leafworm), 897 nucleotides. Lineage: Eukaryota; Metazoa; Arthropoda; Insecta; Lepidoptera; Noctuidae. The record is from the annotation of a GenBank genome assembly.
AUGUCAGCUACAAAGUACCUGCACCCCUUCCUUCGUGGACUGAAACCCUUGCCCGAGGGCCACGAGGAUGAGAUUCAGCAGAUAAGGGAAUGGAUGAAAAGUCAGCCGCAUCUGCCCCAUAUUUCUGAUGAGUACGUGAUCCUGUUCCUGCACUCCAACUACUACAAGGUUAAAGAGACUAAAGACACCAUAGAAUGCUACUUCACCUUGAGAGCAAACACACCAGACUUGUUCACCAACCGCGACCCCUUCGGGCCGAAGAACAAAGCUAUUUUGGACAUCACGCACAUGGUGGGCCUUCCAAACAAAACUGCAGAAGGUUACAAUGUCCUGCUGUACCGGCUGGCAGAGUUUGACUAUAGUAAGCUGAACUUCGCUGAUGCCGUCCGUGUGUUCUGCAUGUUUAACGAUGUCAAGCUGUCAGAAGACAGGUUGUCUGAAGGCUACAUCGUCAUCUUCGAUAUGAAGGGCUGCAGCCUCGGUCACCUGACUAGGGUGACGCUUCCUGCGCUGAGAGCCUUUAUGCAUUAUAUUCAGAACGCCCACCCUUGCCGUCUAAAGAAGAUCCACGUGGUCCACACAGUCUCCUUCAUCAACCAAGUCAUGUGCCUUGUAAAACCGCUCAUCCAUUCCAAUCUCCUCAACCUGCUGAACUUCUCCUCCGAAGGACCAGAGUCUGUAGUAGAUAAAGAACUCCUGCCCGAAGACUUUGGAGGACCUUUGCCGCCAGUGAAGCAGCUACAUGAAGAACAGAGGAAAAAUAUGGAGGAGAAUUAUAGAGAGUGGCUGACUGAGACUGAGAUCUUCAAGGCUGAUGAGAAGAAGAGGAUUAAGAAGCCUAGUAAAGGUAUGUUCGCCAGCUUCACCAGUAGUUUCAAAAGCUUGGACAUUGACUGA